This is a messenger RNA of Hydractinia symbiolongicarpus, 1678 nucleotides long. Its product is annotated as protein SGT1 homolog. NCBI's taxonomy places the organism in Eukaryota, Metazoa, Cnidaria, Hydrozoa, Anthoathecata, Hydractiniidae. The transcript has 12 exons. Gene Ontology annotation, biological process: protein stabilization. Gene Ontology annotation, molecular function: protein-folding chaperone binding. The coding region runs from base 120 to 1238 and encodes 372 amino acids. The record is from RefSeq and is a predicted model, not a curated record.
UAGCAUUCAGUUUUAAAGUGACUUUCGCUUUCUUUUAUUAGUUCGACAACAACGCCGUGCGGAGCAAAGUUUAACAUCUCAGGUUUUACUCUACUGCACUGCGCCCCUCAUCUGUCAACAUGUCUAAACAAGAAGAAGCUGGAAAAAAGUUUUGUGCUGGUAAUGAAGCUUUUGUUGAUGAAAAUUUUGAUCAGGCUAUCCAGUGUUAUACGGAAGCAAUCGAAAUAUGUACAGACAAUGCAGAUUAUUAUUUAAAAAGAUGUAAUGCAUACAUAAAAAAAGAAGAUUUCUCAGAUGCUGUUAAAGAUGCUGACAUGUCUAUAAAAUUAAAUAAAAUGGAUGUUAGACCGUAUCAACGGAAAGGUUUUGCUUUGUUUUCAUUAAAACAAUACAAAGAGGCACUAAAGGCGUAUGAAGAUGCCCUAAAAAUUGAUGAAAACAAUGAACAAAUCAAGCUUUGGAUUAGAAAAUGUGAGGCUGAGAUAAAUUUGUCGGAGAAAGGAGGUUGUACCAAAAAUAAGACCAAUAUUGGUCUUUCCAGGCUUCACAAAUCACACGAAAAUACUUCAAAGGCAGUACACUCAGAUAUAAACACAAAAACACAACAACAGCCAGCAUUAACAUCAAAAAUUAAACACGAUUGGUAUCAAACAGAAACUCACAUAGUUAUAACAGUUCUCAUAAAAAAUCUCAAUAGAGACGAUGUGAAUACAGAAUUUACUGCAAAUACGCUAAGUUUUAGUGCAAAACUGUCAAGCGGGAGCGAAUACAACUUGGAAUUAGAUCUAGCACAUCCUAUUGUGCCUGAAGAAUCUCUUACUCGAGUUCUGUCAACCAAGGCUGAAAUAAAACUGAAGAAAGUCGAAGGAAUCCGAUGGUCGUCUCUUGAAACGGAUAAUGAAUCUCAGUUUGCAAACAUAAAAUCGGAAUCAAUCAAAACAUCAGAGGAUGCGGUCCAUAAAUAUCCAACUUCGCGACAUUUGUACACAGAUUGGGAUCAACUUGCGAAAGAAGUUCAGGAAGAGGAGAAAAAAGAAAAUUCGGAAGGCGAUGCUGCCUUAAAUGCGCUAUUCAAACAGAUAUAUGCUGACGGGAGUGACGAAGUCAAACGAGCAAUGAAUAAAAGUUUUCAAGAGUCCGGUGGAACUGUUUUAAGUACAAAUUGGGCUGAAAUUAAAAAAGAGACAGUUGAGGUGAAACCACCCGAUUGUAUGGAGUAUAAGAAAUAUGAGUACUAGUUCUGAACAAUUUGAACAAGUUAUAUAUACACACAGUAGACUGGUUUUUCGACCGGUUAUUCGAGCUUAUACUUAUUCAAAACUUUCUGGUAUUCAAAACGAUUUUAUUCCUCUUGUAUUUCUUAAACUGAUUUCAGCUAAAUCUUUCUCAGAUAUUGGAUUUUUACCUCUAAAAAAACUUUUUAGAAAGCAAAAAUGAACUAUAUACAAAGUAUUUUUUUCAGAAGUCGAACCAUUUUUCCAUUUCCACAAAACUGUAACAAGCAUGGGAUUCUCAAACCCCGCAAAAAGCAAACUCUAUUAAAACACUUUCAAGCCUUUAUUUUUAUAAUACUCACAGAGUUGUCAUUGUUAAUAUUUUGUUUUAAAAGUUAGGGUGAUUUGUGUUUAUUAUAUUUCUUUCAACUUGAUGUGUUAAAAUUAACAGAGUAAAGCCUUGA